Messenger RNA from Drosophila obscura, 3370 nucleotides. RefSeq lists its product as uncharacterized. Lineage: Eukaryota; Metazoa; Arthropoda; Insecta; Diptera; Drosophilidae. The record is from RefSeq and is a predicted model, not a curated record. Bases 1202 to 3370 code for a protein of 722 amino acids. The transcript is spliced from 4 exons.
UUGGCGUAUACGGAUUGUUUCUGGGGAUCUGCUAGUGACAGCCACAUUCAUACACAUAAAGAUGUAUAUACAUAUUGUGUGUUCAUAUAUGUACGCACGUGUGCUCAGUCCAUCUCUGAGAAAAGUUCAAGCUUCGGUACCAAGUUUAAAAAUGUUCCUUGAACUUGGAUUUUGACUACAAGCUAGCAAGCAGCACGUCGGAGUCUCCCUCCAAUGUUAUUGCCAUCAGAGCUGUUGAGAGCUUGGGUCCUAUUUAAUGGCAGUGGCGGAUACACAGUCGUUGGAGUUGGAUGGUGAUACGUGGGGGUAGGAUGCAAUACAGAAUACUGGACGACAGGAGUAUUCAGCUGUGACCACAAAAACAGCACGCAAGCCCAGCAACAUGUUGUUGGCGCCCAGUGAUUGUGUGCGUGAACACGUGUCAAACAAGUGAAACGCUUGGCAAACCCUGUAGGAGACAUACCAUUAGGUGAGUCCUGCGCAGUACUGCUAGGAGGAGCACGUUGAGCAACAACUGUAAGGAUUUUAUGCCAAAAUGUUGCUAAAAUCUAUGUGCAGAGCGGGCUUGGGCUUUUGCUGCGCACUGAGACCGAGCCAUGCAAUGGAAAAAAGGGGUUUUUGGGUUUCUUACUGUAACGCUUUCCAGGACAUUAUUUAGAAACAGAGCUUGAACACUUACUUAUGCAAAAAGGCUUUUAUAAACGUAAAGCCCUAACAAAUAAGGUCACAUAAGGGCUCACUAGAGACUACAUUGCAUACACUGCAGGGGCAUAGGUAGCAUAGCUGCAGAUGUGUGUGGAAAUGUCAAAACCAGGCAAAGGCAAACGCAUGCGUGGGGUGCACUUGCCACGUUGUCUGACACGCUCUCCCUCGAACCAUGCAAACGUCAAGGAGGAACAUGAUGCUGAGCAUACUCGUGAGUCGUUGCAAAAGUAGCUUUGCAUUGGGUGGCAGAGCCAUCGGAACCAAAAGUCUCAGUUGCUAGUCAAAACUGCUGGCAUCGGGAACUCGGGCCAAUUUAGUUCGGUUUUGUCGUGACGGACAGAACGUUUGUGGGUCGUGUCGUACCUUGGAUUUGCGGAAGGCGUACCGUACCACGGCACACAAAAAGGCACAGCGAGGAUACUACAAAACGCAUGACAGUCUAAUCCUGUGGAAGAUACAAAGAUAAUCAUAUCGUUCCGUGCGUAGUAUAUGAAGAAUGACAACAGAGACCUAUUUGGACUUGUCUUAUGAGCGAGGGAAGGGGUCAAAGAGACACCAUAGACCAAAAAUUUUGAAGUUAUCGGAUGUUACAAUACCGCAUCGCAGUCGCAAGAAAAGCAAAGUUAAGACAAAGGACCGCUCAGCCAUAUUAGUGCGGGAAAGAAUCUACGAUGAUCCCGCCUAUACCGAGGACAUCAGCCACUUGGCAAAUCCCAUUCGACGUGGCAGCGUUCCUGGAAAGCACUCCGCAGAGCACAAGUCAAAGUCUGACAUUUCUGGGCAGACAGCAUCGGCCAGUAGUCUGCUAAGCAGGCACCAGUUAACCAAAGAUCUCCAUCAGUAUGUUUCGGCCAAGCAAAGCAAGUACAAAGGCGCCAACAGUGCAGGUGCGCCCUCAGGGAGUACUGCCGUUAACGUCAGUUACAAUUGUGGCUCGAGCAGCUCCGACAAUGCGACGCUGGAGCCAACUAAGAGCAGCAGCAUGACUCGUCGCGUACGCAGCUUAGAGCGAAGUUUAGCAAAAGAGCGAACUGACAAGAAAGCAACGCAAAAGCGCAACUCCAAGCAAAAGCGGAAUCUCAGUCUUGACAACAGUCGAAAUUUGCUUCCGGGCCAUUCCCAGCAUGCGGCACAGCCCAUCAAGCAGGGCUACGACUUCGAGACCCGGGCACGCAGAACGCCCGGCAGAAAGAAGUAUACUGAAAGCAGCGUGGAAGCUGCCCAGACGGAAGCUAGCGAACUAGACGAUGCGUAUUCCGUGCGGAGCUCGGCGAAGGAUUCUACGGCUACAGUACCUGUGGAGACAAACGCAAUCGGCAAACGCUUCCUUCGUGGCGAAAUUGGAAUCAAAAGCUUCAAUUACUAUCUUCUAAAGGAGGGCUUAAAGAGCUCAAAAAAGCUGACAGGCAAGCAACGUAGCACGUUGCACAGUGAGGAAGCAUAUUCUAAAUCCGAGAAAAUGCACUCACGCAGCGAGGAGAACAUCUAUGAGGAGAUUUUCUUUAAAGAUACACCUAGCACCGCUACCACUUCAACUACAGCAUUGGCAACCACAUCCACGCCUCCACAACCACUUGGCAAAGAGGCCCACAACCAUCCACAACAGGUCCAAAAAGGAGUGGAACAGGUGCUACCUCGCGUAAUGAGUGGGCCUAAUGGGGAAAGUGACGUUGGAGUCUUUGCGGACUGUGAGCUCUGCAUGGAACAGUGUAGCAAGGAUAGCUGUGAGUAUUGUUUGGACCAGGCGGUGCAAGGAGCUCGAAAAAAUCAGGCGCAGCCGCAGAAGCAGACCCCUCAACAAGAGCCGUUCAUCAAUCAGGGGUACCACGGCGAAAACAGUGAUCCACAGGGCACAUUGUCAAGGGGCACAGACCCGGUCGGGCUUCCCGCUGCCCAUAUUCUGGAGUUUCAGUCGUACAACCCCAACAACCCCGGAGUUUACAAAAUCGAAACGACACCUGUAGCCAUAACGGGAGACUAUAAUCCGAUCUUGCAGUUCCAGCAAUCGUCGGCCACCACAUCAACUUCGACAACUACAACACCCGGCGACCAGCAGCAGCACAUUCAACCGCAUCAGUUGCAGCAACCGAUCUACGGCGGCUACUACCAUCCACUGCCGCACCAGAAGCCCCUCCAUACAACUAUUGUUGGCAACCCGCUGACAAGGCAGUACGCUGUUAGCGGCAGUCUCCUGCUGGCGCAAGUUGCUGGACCUGGAUCAGCUCCACCUCGCCGACCACAGCAGCAGCAGCAUUAUAUCGUCAGCUAUCAGAAUGGAGGACCAGUCGCAGGAGGAGCUUCCUUGCAACGCUUGAACACAAAAUCCUCCUCCUCGAGCGACUCUCUUCCCCACCACAAGUACAACACAAUGACUCGCAUGGAAGCAAACGUUUUUUCCGCCCCGUCUACAGGGGAUCUCUGUUACGCAGUCGGCGGUACGGCUCCUCUUCAUCCUCUAAUGUAUGCUGCCAGUCGCCCCAUCGGUGGAUCCCAAAUACUGAUCGACCCAUACGAUCCUCCGCAGAUGUACAAAAGCGAUUCGAAGGCUUCCAUUCUGAGCGAGUUCUCGCUCCGUAGUAGCGACAACUCGCAGCGCUACGGCCCCCAUCGUGUGAGCGAUUCAAAGGCGCUACUUCGGGAGCUCAGAGAGUCGGUUUGGAUAUGA